ACUGAAGCAGUGACCAGCCCAGGGAAACUACACUGUCCUCUGGCUGUGGGAGGUCAGACUGUCCUUUACCUUAUUCUCAAACCCCAGUCACAUGGCUAGACACGCCUGAAAGGCAUUUCUAAACGUCUAUUGCCAAGAAUAAGAGGGCCUACUGACUACUCCCAGGUUAACGCCAUUAUUUAACAGAUUCAAUUCAACCCAAAAGCAGAGUGCAGGCUCACACGGAGCCCAUCUCGUAUGGGAGGAGGUGACGGCGGUGCACAGCCUCGCUGUGAUUCAUCCGGCGGCUUUCUGUGUUUGAUGCUCCUCAGUUGGUACCCUCACUGGCCCUGGCACGAUGGACAACGGGAAUGCCCAGAUGUACGUGGAGGAUAGGACAGAGGCACCAGGGGCCCAGCCAAGUCCUGGCCUGAGGACUGCCAGCAACAGGGCUGGUGAGCCCACCAUAUCAGAAGUCAGCCAGGCUGUGUUUCCAGAUGCUGAAGCGAUGGACAGUGGCCCGCAGCCCUCACCAGCCCUGGGCGGGCCGGAGACUGGGCCCGGACACAGAGCCGUGUCAGAGGAGGGUUUUCCGCAGCUCAGUCCCCAGGAGCAGAAGCCUCCGGCAGGACCAGGGAUGAAGGUGCCAUCUUGGGUCCCCCAGGAAGGGCCCAGGGAGCUGCAAGCAGACCGGGAUCCGCCCACGCCAGGAGGUGAGCUGGGGGUGCCCCCCAACAGGGCCCCUGCGACACAGGAAGGGCUGCUGCAGCAGGGCUCAGGAAGAGAGACUGAGGGCCAACAGGGAAGCCAGCGGAGCCCAGGGCCCGUGGAGGGCCAGGGCCCUGAGAGUCACCAGCCCCAGGCAACCACUGAUCUGUGUUCUGCAGCUGUGAAUUUGUAUUUUCCAGAAUUUUCCAUAAAAGGAAGCGACCCAGAGGGUCAGCCCAUCCCAGGUCACCUGGCAGCCAAUGAGUCAGACACAGUGCAGCCGACAGAGCCUUAUUGCACCUUGGACAACUCUGAACAGCAACUGAGGGACAAGCUCCCCAAGGAGGUGGACACCCCACCCAUCGGGCCACAGGGGGCUCUGCCAGAGCCUGGCCCAGGGGGACAUGAGGACCGUUCCCAGGAAGUAGAGUCCUUAAUGCCUACGGCAACUCUGGAGGGAAAGACAGCUCACACUGCCCCACCACCCACGCCACCACCCGACACACCCAAAGCAAGGUAAGGCACCCCACCCCUCCCUGAC
Odocoileus virginianus texanus is the source of this 1228-nucleotide messenger RNA. The record is from RefSeq and is a predicted model, not a curated record. Lineage: Eukaryota; Metazoa; Chordata; Mammalia; Artiodactyla; Cervidae.